AUGCGUAUCAUAUCAGGUACAGUCAGGUCCACUCAGACAAUAUGGUUACCCACCCUUUCGAAUAUAGCCCCCCCAGACUUAAGGAGACUAUCACACACCACAAAGAUAUUACAUAAGCUAAAAAGCCUGCUACCAGUUUUGCCACUACAAAUUGACAUCCUCGAACAUCCGCCAUUACGCCUUAAGUCUAGAGCUCCCAUAUGGCAUGCAGAAACUCAAAGCGAAUCAGUUGAGUACCUAUGGACGAGACGCUGGGAACAGUCAGAACCCCGUAAUAAAGACCUGAUCAAAGAACCAUUUAAAAAAGUCCCUGGCUGGGAUGGCACAAGGGCUACACGGACAACGCUUAAUCGAAUAAGAACGGAACAAGGAAGAUGCAACUACCUACUUCACAAAUGGGGAAUGGUAGACUCUCCACUUUGCGAAUGUGGAGAAACGCAGACAAUCAAACAUAUGGUUGAGUCGUGCCCCAUUACAAUGUUCAAAAAAGGAUUAACAAAACUACACGAGGGUGGACCAACAGCUAUAAAAUGGCUUGAAGAACUAAAUACUCGUCUGUGA
Macrosiphum euphorbiae (potato aphid) is the source of this 561-nucleotide messenger RNA. Lineage: Eukaryota; Metazoa; Arthropoda; Insecta; Hemiptera; Aphididae. The record is from the annotation of a GenBank genome assembly.